AUGCCGCGGGUGCUGCUUGCUGCUGCUGCGCUGGCGGCUUUGCUGCUGCAUGAGUCACCGCAGCAGCAGCACAGCAGUAGCUGCCUGCUUGCUGCAGCAGCAGCAGCAGCAGCAGCAGCAACAGAGCAGCAUGAGCCUGUCGAGGGUGUAUACGAUGAAGGGGCCCCGCAGCAUGAGGAGACAACCCCAAGCAGUGGCUAUUUGAGUGCAGCAGCAGAACACGAAACAGCAGCAACAGCAGCAGCAGCAGCAGCAGACCCUGCAGCAGCAGCAGCAGCUGUACAUACACCGGGAGCUGCAGCAGACACAGAGCACCUGCAGCAGCAGCAGGAGCCCCCAAGCUAUUCCGACGAUGAGCAUCACCGUUACUAUGAGGACUAUCACGAGCAGCCGCAGCAGCAGCAGCAGCAGCAGCAGCAGCAGCAGCAGCAAUAUGAAGGAGAGGAACACCACCACCCAGAAGAUAUGGAGGGCCACUACUACAUGCCGGAAGGGCAGCAGGAUCACCCCUUCGAUCAGCAGCAGCAGCAGCAGCAGCAGCAGCAGCAGCAGCAGCAGAAGCAGCAGCAGUACAUAGAAGAAGAGGAUCAUGAAGACGAGCAGCACAUGUUUGACUACCCCAGCCACUAUGAGGGGAUGCAGCAGCAGCAGCAGCAGCAGCAGCACGAAGGGGUGAGGCAGCAGCAGCAGCAAGAUGACCCUGCUUAUGCUCAAGAAGAAGAAGCAGCAGCAGCACACGACGAAGACAACGUAUACGGCCAGCAGGGACCCGAGCAGCAGCAGCAGCAGCAGCAGCAGCAGCAGCAGCAGCAGCAGCACAGUGGAGACGAAGACACAGAGCACCAUCCAGAGGAGGACGAGGUUCACUCAGCCCAUGAUGAACUGCAGCACGAGCAGCAGCAGCAGCAGCAGCAGCAGCAGCAGCAGCAGCAGCAGCACGAGGAAGAAGAUGCAGAUACCCAUGGACCCCACGAAGCUGCUGCAGCUGCUGAGGAGCCUUCUUCUUCUCUGCAGCAAGAGCCGCAGCAGCAGCAGCAACAGCAGCAUGAAGCGGAGCAAGCAGCAGCAGCAGCAGCAGCAGAAGCAGCAGCAGCAGCAGCAGCAGCAGACCCACGUCAAGGGCAAUGCACAGCAGAAGAACUAGCAGCACUAACAGCAUAUUUCUCAAAUGAAGAUGCAUGCCCUGCAUUCGGGGAGACGGAGUCUGACGAGGAAGAGGAAGCAGCAGCAGCAGAAGCACCAGAAGCAGCAGCAGCAGAAGGCAGCAGCAGCGCAACAGAUGCUGCUGCUCCUCUUCUUUCUGUUCUUUGUCUCGCAGCAGCUGUUGCUUUCAUGUUGUAUUCGAAAGGACCCUACGCAGCAGCAGCAGCAGCAGCAGCAGCAGCAGCAGCAGCAGUAGCAGCAGCAGCUGCUGCAGCAGUGGCUGUAGCAGCAGCAGCAGUGGCUGUAGCAGCAGCAGUAGCAGCAGUAGCAGCAGCAGCAGUAGUAGAAGCCGUAGCAGUAACAUUAGCAGCAGCAGCAGAAGCAGCAGCACUAGCAGCAGCAGCAAGACUAGCAGCAGCAGCAGCAGCAGCAGCACUAGCAGCAGCAGCAGCAGCAGUAGGCAGAUGGUGA
Molecule: messenger RNA, 1614 nt
Organism: Eimeria mitis
Lineage: Eukaryota; Apicomplexa; Conoidasida; Eucoccidiorida; Eimeriidae
Exons: 3
Coding region: 1-1614 (537 amino acids)
Source: RefSeq, a predicted model, not a curated record